Messenger RNA from Naegleria fowleri, 924 nucleotides. RefSeq lists its product as uncharacterized. Bases 1 to 924 code for a protein of 307 amino acids. NCBI's taxonomy places the organism in Eukaryota, Heterolobosea, Eutetramitea, Acrasida, Naegleriidae. The transcript has a single exon. The record is from RefSeq and is a predicted model, not a curated record.
AUGACGUCAUUGAAUGAUAAAUCAAGGACAUCUAAAAACAAGUUUGUUCAUCGGAAUCAAUCACUCUCUGUAUUUAUGCAAUCAGCCAUGGGCAUUCGGAAUGAAUUAUUCAAUACUGAAUAUAAAUUACAGGCGUACAUGAUUUAUCUAUUACGAAAACAAGAAUCAUGGAAAAAUCAAUAUUCAUCCGUCGUUGUAUCGUCGAAAUCAUUCAACUCACCAACAACGAUAGAAGAGGAUAUGAAUGAAAUGUAUUGUGAUGAAAUUGAUAAACAAUUGAGACAAGCUAUGAGUCAUUUGCAAGUACUUAAAUCUUUAAUUGAUCAAGUGAAAUAUAAUCCAACCCAAGAAUUACAUCAAAUUCAACAUUAUAAAUCAGUGAUUGGAAUUUUGAAUCAAUGGAGCGAACAACUGAAAAGCAAAAUUGAAUUUACUCAGAAUAAUUUAUCCAUGUUAAUUGCAAAGAAUCAAAAACAACAGCUAUUGAACACAAACACUCUCUUCAAUGAAAGCUCUGAAUCUUCAGAGAACCAAAUACUUUUUCAAAAUGAAGGAAACAUGAACAGAAAUACCAUGAUGAUGAACCUUUCACUUCAGCAGAUUGUUUCCACAGAUCUCCAAGACGCUCACGAUACUGAAAUUGCUGCUAUUCGAAUAAGUGAAAUGUUGACAGUCUUUGAAUCCAAGAUACAUGAGCAAAAUCAAAUGGUUGAACUUUUCCAUAGCAAUACAGAACAAGCCAUUCAAUUCAUGGAAGAUGCCACCUCUGAAUUAAGAAAAGCCUCUGGCAAAGACACAUCGUCACUUCCAUUCCCUUACAAUAUUCUACCCAGCUAUAUUCAUCACCUCAUCAAAUACUUUAUGUGUUAUCUUUUUGUUGUUCUGGGUUUGCUCUUGUUAAUGUAUGACAGAAUAAAAUUUUGA